AUCUACCCCAUAGUCAGUCCGAAGGUUACCGCGUAAGCUCGCGGGUGAAUGCGACAUUUGCGUUAGCCGUGCGCUCUCGCCGUCGCCGUCGCCGUCGCCGUCGCCGUCGCCGUCGUCAAUGCUGUCACGGUUGUUUUAUAUAUUACGUAUAACGUGACUAUACGCGUCGUACAUACAUACAUACCGUGCGUGUGAUGUAUACGCUAAUAAUCGCAAGGGCGCGCGCGCGCUAUUCGCCCGUGAACAUUUCGCUGUUCACACACUAACGUAAAACUCGUGCGAGUGGCCGUUUUCGGUUUUGCGGAAGAAAUUCUAGUGUGACCGAGGGAGUGAGACGAAGUGGAGCAGAGUGCAGCAGCAGAAGGAAGCGGGGCGGCGAAUCGCCGAGCUACGGAGAAACGACACGUCUGUCUACUCUCGAUGGUGAUGGCAACUUGUGCAUGCUGAGACGACAAUGAAACGCUGAAGGACUUCCACUCGUGAAAGUGGAUGAAGAGGGCCGAGCAUGAGGAUGACUGUUUGUAAGAGUUGAAGAGGAAAAUAUACACAACGAAUAGCAACAGCCUGCUUCAUCCACUGCGACCAGCCACAUAUCUCACAUUAAGAUGACAUAGAAUGGGUUGGGUGGCGCUAGGGCGGUGUGCGGGUGGUGGCGGCCGCCUCUCGUCCAUCCUCUCGCUUUCACUCACUUCCCUCGCAAGCUCCCUCAUCUUCACCUCCCUUUGUAUCCUCACGCUUGCCUUUACUCUUGUCACCCUCGCGCGUGCCGAGGACAUUUUCGAGGAAGGCAAGUCGGACAAGGAGAUCCUGGACGACCUGCUGCUGUCGAAGCGUUACGACAAGCGGCUUCUGCCCCCGGUCCAAGAUGCUGGUUUCUGCUGUGGAAUGAGAUGGCCUGGUGACACUACCGGCUUGACAAACCGGUCAUCGACCUUCUCUAACGACCCCAAGAACCUGAACAAUAACCACUACACGCCGCACCAAUACCUCCGCACUCACCUUCGCGGAACCUUGACUGUAAACGUGAGCGUUUUGCUGUUAAGUUUGGCUUCUCCCGACGAAUCCAGUCUGAAAUACGAGGUGGAAUUUCUGCUGCAGCAACAGUGGUACGAUCCACGAUUGCGUUAUAGCAAUAGAUCCAAAUAUGAGUUUUUAAAUGCGAUUCAUCAUUACGAGGAUAUUUGGUUACCGGAUACUUAUUUCAUAAUGCAUGGAGAUUUCAAGGAUCCCAUCAUCCCCGUUCACUUUGCCUUGCGGAUAUAUCGUAACGGCACCGUCAACUACCUUAUGCGGCGUCACCUUAUCCUAUCCUGCCAGGGUAGACUUAAUAUCUUCCCCUUUGACGACCCAUUGUGUUCAUUCGCGAUUGAAAGCAUAUCGUACGAGCAGACAGCAAUUACGUAUGUGUGGAAGAACGACGAGGGUACGUUGCGAAAAAGCCCGAGUCUAACAUCACUAAACGCGUAUCUCAUUAAGAAUCAGACAAUCACAUGUCCGAUCAAAGUGAGCUGGCGAGCUGACGGACAGAUCAUGGUCGACUACGAGGACCAGUUCGAUGAAUUUGGAGACUCUAAGUGCUCGCUGUGCCAGCGCAGGUUUGAGGAGCAAGGUAAUUACAGCUGCUUGAAAGUGGAUUUGAUCUUCACACGGGAUCGCGCCUUCUACUUCACUACAGUUUUCAUCCCCGGCAUUAUUCUGGUAACCAGCUCCUUCAUUACAUUUUGGCUCGAGUGGAAUGCCGUGCCGGCACGAGUGAUGAUCGGUGUAACAACUAUGCUCAACUUUUUCACCACGUCGACUGGCUUCCGGGGAACGCUGCCCGUCGUUUCGAACUUGACUGCCAUGAACGUGUGGGACGGCGUAUGCAUGUGUUUCAUCUACGCGAGUCUGCUCGAGUUCGUCUGCGUGAAUUACGUCGGUCGCAAACGGCCGAUGCACAACGUUGUCUAUCGUCCGGGCGAGAACCCCGUUACCCAGCGGCUCCCAGCGGUGCUCAGCAGGAUAGGGAUUAUAUUGGCCAGCCCCUUGAAGCGGGAAGGUGGAGCUACCACCGGAGGUGCUACUGGACCCAACGAGAUCGUUACCUGUACUAACUGCGGACCUAACCCCUGCACGCACACAGCAACAAACGGUUGCACCGCCGAGCUAAGAAAAAAAGAACCGCCACAUCCGAUUAGAGUUGCGAAGACGAUCGACGUGAUAGCCAGGAUUACUUUCCCAGUCGCCUAUUUCGUGUUCCUCACUUUCUUCUUCGUUCACUAUAAAGGCAUCUCGUAGAGUGGCGCACAACGAUCCUUGAGAGAUCUCAUCGCUGAUGUGAGCGACAACGAAGCCUCUCGACAGGCAAUAACGAUGCUCGGUUGCGUGGGUCGGAUCUACGGUGGGUUCGAGCUUUUCCCCAAGACUGAAGAUAUCGUCUCGAAGAGACACAAAGGCAAGGACGCUAAUAAUCGCGAGAACUCGCAUCACGUUCGUAUCUAUAUGGUAAACGCAGAAAGGACAACGCGUGGCUAAAACACAAAUUACGAAGUCGGGAUUUCUGACAGGAGUUGCGAGUUUCUUGACCGCCAAUCUUACAAGUGAAGUCAAAUGGAUUACUUAAAAUGAACAAGCGGGACACUUGAAGUAUGAGGAUCUUCCCGACGAGAGGAAGAGUUAAGCAGUAAUUCGAGAAUACGGGUCGGGGGACAUGAUGUAAGAGAAAGUGUGAACUCACGGUGGAUUCGUCUACGACUUCUUCAUCUUCUCUCACGUGUGAUAGCUCUUGAAAGCACUCUUACCAAACAAGUAGAUUCGCGAUCGCUCGACCAUGUACAGCCACGUACAUACACUUUCCUCCAUUUCUUUUUUCUUUCUUACAUUGAGUAGGUAGGAAGAUAGAUAUAGAUAGAGUAUGUAGAUAAUUAUAAGUAGGUAGAUUGAUAUACAUAAGUAGGAUGCUGCAAGCGAAGCUCGGCCAAGCAGAGAAUGAUGCUUAGCUUAUGAUGAUCAAACGUACUAAUGUAAGACAUUGUACCUCACUAUGCAGCAUGGUCAACAGAAAUGUCGUUCGUGCACGCCGCUAAUUCGUGAUCCGCGUUCUGUCGGUAUUGAUCCUUGGACUCAUUGUGCCGCACUUAAUUCGUCGAAGGUCGCCAAGAGACAUACGAUAGAAAAGCACUUGUAUAAUCGCGCCGCUUGUAUAAUUGGAGAUUAGAUACAACGAGCGAAUUUGUCGUCGGAUGUAAAACGAUUCGUAAGAAGAAAGAAAGGAGCAGCUAUGAAAUGUUUCGUGGUAACGCGUCUCUUUUCUGUGUCGUAAAGAACGUUUAGGGAAAAACGGAGACACUACGAGAACAAUCGAAACGAACCAUUUCGAUGCGUUCGGGACAACUGAAUGUGAAGCUUUCGUUAUAACGCAUCUACGAGUAGCUCCAUUUCUACAUGAGAUAUUCUGUAUUUGGAUACUUGAAUAGGUAUCGAUAUACAACAUCAGGGAAGUAAAAAGUCCAUCCCUUCCAGUCGGUAUAAACAUUUAUCACGACGCUGUAAGUCAAAGAAAAGAGAAAUUGCUGCCAUUAGCAUAAUGAAGUGAUGGAAUGUAAAAUGUUGCGAAUACCUUCCUCUUUUCUCUUAAAUAGAAAAGAAAACGAAAGAGAGAAGGGGAGAGAGAGGGGGGACGA
Messenger RNA from Harpegnathos saltator (Jerdon's jumping ant), 3662 nucleotides. It is a transcript of the gene pHCl-1, whose product is annotated as pH-sensitive chloride channel 1. Gene Ontology annotation, molecular function: transmembrane signaling receptor activity; extracellular ligand-gated monoatomic ion channel activity. Lineage: Eukaryota; Metazoa; Arthropoda; Insecta; Hymenoptera; Formicidae. The transcript is spliced from 15 exons. The record is from RefSeq and is a predicted model, not a curated record. The coding region runs from base 616 to 2277 and encodes 553 amino acids. Gene Ontology annotation, biological process: monoatomic ion transmembrane transport. Gene Ontology annotation, cellular component: membrane.